Molecule: messenger RNA, 2471 nt
Organism: Ceratitis capitata (Mediterranean fruit fly)
Lineage: Eukaryota; Metazoa; Arthropoda; Insecta; Diptera; Tephritidae
Product: Transmembrane protein 65
Exons: 6
Coding region: 742-1848 (368 amino acids)
Cellular component (GO): mitochondrion
Source: RefSeq, a predicted model, not a curated record
AUUCCCUUACCAAGCGACACUCAACGAAAACAGCUGUUCCGCUUCGAAAAUAAUUUCAGCUGAAAUUUAAUUCACGUUCUCUCCAGAAGUGGUGUGUGAAAGCGGUUAAAAGCGCAAUAAACUGGAAAGUUUUUGGUCAAGAAAAUUUGCAAAGCUUUUGUGGGCCAACAACAUGAUAUGCCAAUAAACAGAUGGCAAGUAAAAUAAGGCUAGCGACAGUCAGUCGGAUUUGUUAAAGCGCCGCGUAGACAACAUCAACGUACGGAGCACCGAGUGUACAACGGAAUUUUCGUGCUAUUUUUAACAGAUUUGCAUGGUUGUUUCGUGUAUGUACCUGUGUACACUCGUGUAUGUAUGCGAGCGUUGAAUUUUGUGUGUUAAGAAAGAAAUUGUUGAGCGCUAGUAGUUCACGUGAAGUAAAUACAUGCAUAUAGAGUUUACCUUAACAUAAACACUCGAGAGGCAGGCCGCAACUCUUGCUUACGUGACGUCAUUUACAUACGCGUAUACAUAUGUAUGUAUUUGUGCAGUGACAACAAUUUUGUUUUGCUAGAUUUAAAUAUAUGUGCAUAAAUAAUUACAUUACAAUAGCAAUUUCAUUCCUAAAAUAUAGUCCGCUCUUAAAAUUGUGAAUCAUACCACCAGCUUAUUAUAAAAAAUUAAGUAAUAAAAUAAAAAGAAUCCCUUUUGUGCUCAUUUUAUAUAAUACUUAAGUUGUAGGUCAUUAAUUUAUUAAUAAAAAUGCAGUCAGAUAAAUUCUUACUCGCACGCUACGCACAGACUUGUUUGCGUUUAUUUCAAACCAAACAAAUACUAACAAGUGAACAACAACAAAUACGAUUCUUAUCACUACAAAUGGUUAAACAGCUGCAUUUAGGUUUAAGAGGUAUCAACAAUAAUAUACUCGCCAACAAUUCCACUGCCACUACUUUUGUCGGCGUCUUUUCCCAGCCCAUCAGAAGCCAACAUUUUCAUCUUCCCCGAGUUUUGCUAAAUAAACAAAUACUUGGGAGUCGCCAUAAUAGCUUCCAACAACCGCAUAUUAGUAUUUGUACGCAGUCGUCAAUAACGCCGCUACGGGGUAAAUAUCCGACGGAUACGGUUCAUGAGCCAUUGUGUUCGGAACGCGCGCGUGAAUUGGUGUAUAACUUGAAGGACUCGGAACGGGAGGCUAUUAAGCAGGCCCUGUUGAAAUAUGAUGCCGAGCGCCAACGGGCCGGAUUUGAAGGCAAACUGGCAGCAACUCAAUGGCGCACACGCUUCGGUCGCCCCUCACAGGUGCCACGACUGGGCGAAGUUGAUCCGACAGGCAGAUUCUGUGCCUUUCCCGAGGAUUGGCUUAAACAAAGAGCGGCGGCUAAGGCUCCUCCACCCUCAAUGGCGGAUUUGAGACGAAUUGCCGUGGUAAACGCCGUGCCCUUUAUCGCCUUUGGCUUUCUGGACAAUUUCGUAAUGAUAGUUGCGGGCGACUCAAUCGAAAGCGUUUUUGGCGCGUUCAUGUGUAUAUCUACAAUGGCUGCCGCUGGUCUCGGCAACACAGUGAGCGAUAUACUGGGCAUCGGUUCUGCGUAUUAUGUGGAGCGCGGUUGUGAAAUGAUGGGCUUCCGUUUACCCGAUUUAACGCCAGUUCAAAUGGAAAUGAAAUCGAGUAGGCACUCGGCGAAUUUCGGUCGCAUUGUGGGUAUAACAAUCGGUUGUCUCUUGGGUAUGGUACCAUUACUUUUUAUGAAGAAAAAAGAGCAGAGUGAAAGUCCUGUAAAUACAAAAGCCGUUACGAAUGUCGAUGCAAAUGUCAAUGUGAUUGCAAAGGCGGAAGUUAAUCCGAAUGUUAAACCCGUUAAAUCUUAAGGCAAUAAUAUUUACAAUUAAAUUGCGCUGGAAUUUAUGUUAUAUUUAUAUUUCAAUUAUGCGUAUAUACAUAAAUGUUAACAUGUUUUACCGAUUUUAAAGGUUAAGUUCGAUCGCCAAAAAUCGCUGCAGCGGUUGCAAAGCGCCAAUUUUAUAUGUAAAUAUAUAAAUUUGAUUUUAUUUUUCAUAAUUGAUAUAUACAAUCAAAUAAGGUGUAAUAGAAAAAUUGUUUUACGUGUGUUUUAAAUAGUUUUUAUAUCAUGCUUGUAAGUCAUAAUAUGCUCGUUUUUUUUUUGUAAUUAAAGCAUGUUUAAAUAAUUUUUAAUGAUAUUAAAAUUUUUAAUUAAGCUAUUCGAUUGCUCUCGUUUGACUCAUUUAAAGAUAUAUAUGUACAGACAUGUGUAUUUGCAUAAAUUUAUAGUGUUUGAUUUACAUUUUUUCUUUUUGUAAGGCAAACUAUUUCCUAUACUCAUUUCAAAGAAAUAUAUAUAUUUUUUUAAAUUCUUAAAGAAAAACAGCCUUGUUUUCAGUGAUUUUAGUUCUUUGUAAUGAACUUGAUUUGUUCCAAAAUUUUAUUUAUUUUUCAACUGGUGUUAAUAUAAGCUAUAUUUUUAGUUUCUUAA